AUGGCUCAACGCCAGCUCUCGCGCACUCUGCCGAAGAAUUUCACCUUCUCCCUCGACGACAAUGAACCCAAGACGCCUGAGCGCCCUUGCCCAACGAUUGAUGUCCCACCACCCCCACGUCACUCUAUCUCCAGCGCCCGCCUGCCCCGAGUCCGGGCUCGUGCAGGUACCAAUGUCUGCGCUCGCAUGGACAGCGAGAUCUUCCAGUUCCAGGGCGCAGAUGCUCCCCUGCCUUCAAUCGAAGUGCCUGUAUUGACCACUGAACCCGAGGCGCCUGCUCCACGUGAUUUCGCCAACGAUGAGGGUUAUCUUGCGCCUCCGCGUUCGCGACUGGAAUUCAAGACGCCGCCUGCACAAAUUCGUGGUACACCUUUCGACUCGUGCGACACUGGGAACCCGUGGCCAUCGUGGGACCAGACGCCUGGCCCACACCUCAUCAAGCGCCCAGGCUCGGCCUGUUCGAGUGCGUCAAACUCUUCAGUCGAAUCUAUCGAAACAUAUGCCUCACGACCAUCCAUUGGAAGUUGCACCAGUGUCGAAAGCGAUGGCUUUGACUCUUAUUUCCCCUUGGAGCAUGCGAAAGAACCUGAGAUUGAGUCGCCCUCGCGACCCCAGAAGCAGCGAUCCAAUAUGAAGGUGAACCACACGACUUGGACUUGUGAGAUGGACAACCACCUGUGGAAUACCUAUCAAAUCUACCUUCAGGACCCUACUUUGACUCCAUUCAAGAUGACACCCGGCAGUAUCCCCCCUUUGGGAGUCACCUCGCGUGUUGCGCGACGUGCUAAGAAGACAUGGGAGAAGAAGAGCAGUCGAAUCGUUAAUUCGGCAUCGAAGACAUCUGGAGAUUCUACUGGAUUAUCUACCCCCAAGGCUGUGGAUGAAGGCAGCCGACUUUCAUGGCCCAAGUCCGACUCCAAGACAAGACGACGUCUGAAGAUGCUGUGUCGGCGCAAGUUCUCGAUUUCCCCACACUAUCAGCGCAUCAUGCAGUCUCGCACCCCCGAGCCCGUUCCGCAGAUGUUCGGCCCUCCUACGGAUUCCCGCAUCCAGGAUUUCGCCGUGCAGUCGGCCUACGGUACUCGUGACCUCGGCAUGUCUCUUGUCAGCUCCUAUGAGCCGACUCCGCUCUCCCAGAUUACGCAGGAUCUGCCACACGUGAGUGACGAUUGGUUCAACAAUCCUCCGCAUGCCAAUGUUGAGCCACCAGUGGCACGGACUCCCCAACAUCUUCGUGUUGAAUCUGCUCCUAGCAUCCCUCGUUUGGGAUCUCCAUUUGUGUACAGUACUUGGGGCCCGGGUGAUUCGAACCGCCAAAUUCCGGCGUUCAAUGCUCGACGUGAUACCGUCCAUGUUCCGGGUUAUCGUGCCCGGCGCAACACAUACCUGGACCAGACUUUGCACGAUCCCGACGAUGUGUUCUCCAGCAUAGCGAAAGAGAACAGGAAGACUACAUCCGACCAAGAUGAUGAACGUCGCCUGGAAGGCUAUGUGCGUGACAACAAGUUCCAAGACAUGGGCCAUGGCAGGGUUCGUGUUCGCAACCGUGGAGCUACCACUGGGGCCGUCAACCAAAGAGACAUGGACCAGCUUUUCUCACCACCCUCUUCCCUCAACUCGGGCCCCAUUGAACCUGAAGAGACCACUCCCGUUGCAAAGCCCAUGAACCCUCUGUUGGACCUUGGUGAAAACAUCAAGCGUCUGGGCUCACCCUUCCGCAUCGAAGGGGGCAACAAGCGUCGCGAAACUCCAAAGCGAAGGAGUAGACGCGCCCCUGCACUUGCGGAUCCAUUCUUGAGCGGUGGUGCUUCAAACAUUGCGCCUAGUCACAACGCUUCUCCAAUGACAGUCUCUCCGACCCAGGAUCCUGCAAAAGUCGCGAGCCCCUUGCGAUACAAUGUCUAUGAGGGUCUUUCUGAUGCUGAGCGCAUCCGCCGGCAAAUCUUGAACAUGUCUUCCAUACGUAACUAG
This is a messenger RNA of Penicillium bovifimosum, 1971 nucleotides long. RefSeq lists its product as uncharacterized. Lineage: Eukaryota; Fungi; Ascomycota; Eurotiomycetes; Eurotiales; Aspergillaceae. The record is from RefSeq and is a predicted model, not a curated record. The transcript has a single exon. Bases 1 to 1971 code for a protein of 656 amino acids.